This is a messenger RNA of Erinaceus europaeus (western European hedgehog), 5292 nucleotides long. RefSeq names its product golgin subfamily A member 2-like. Bases 60 to 3308 code for a protein of 1082 amino acids. Lineage: Eukaryota; Metazoa; Chordata; Mammalia; Eulipotyphla; Erinaceidae. Gene Ontology annotation, cellular component: cis-Golgi network; Golgi cis cisterna; Golgi apparatus. The transcript is spliced from 27 exons. The record is from RefSeq and is a predicted model, not a curated record. Gene Ontology annotation, biological process: Golgi organization; spindle assembly. Gene Ontology annotation, molecular function: protein binding.
UACUUGUGGUAGCCCUCCCUUUCCGAUAGCACUCGCAGUGCUUGCCGGGAUAUUUCGGGAUGUGGAAACACCCCUUCCCUCCCCCCCACAAGAUGUCCGAGGUGGAGCGCCAGAAGAGUUUGGCAAGAGCUCGGAAGAAGCUUCGUGAGUUUCAGGAGCGUAACAACCAGAUCCAUACGGAGGCAACCAAGAAGAAGAAGAUCAAGUGUGCCAAUAGUAGCCUUGAUAAUUCAAUAACUACUUCUGAAGGUUGUCAUCCAGAUGUGGAAGAGCCAAAAGAUCAGGCUACUCCUAUAUCAGCUACUGCUGUUGACCUCACGGCAUUGGUUUCUUCUACUUCCACGGAGAUUGCUGAUUUACCAUCAACAAAGGUGGCAGAUGCUGGAUCACCUUGCCUGGCAGCAGACCUUGUCUGCACCACCAAAUUCCCACCCUCUAGUGAUGCAGAACUUGAUGCAGGCAGCCUCCGGCCUGCAUCUGUCAUGCGCCUGCAGGUGGAGGCAGCAGGAGCACCUAUCCCAGUGGCCGACCCUGCCGGUGAUGCAGCUAUUUCACCCUCUAGUGUCUCGCUCAGUGAUGCAGGUGGCUUAGAAUCUGCAGAUAUUCAGCCCACCCAGAAUCCUGAAGUUGAUGGUGACAUGUGUCCUAUGAUUAAUUUUGAUGCAAGUAUGUCUUCUACUGAGAGUCUUCGUCAACUUUCAUUACAACUGAAUGGUCUUGUCUCAGAGCCCUCACCUUUGGUCAAUGGGGAUGAGGUGCUCUCUUCGGCUGACUUGAAAAGUCUGGAGAGCCGCUACCAAGAGUUAUCAUUGUCCCUGGACUACAGCAAUAUAAAAAACAGCGAACUUUUUCAGAUGAUUGAAAAUUUGAGACAGCAGAAUGAAGAUAUUUUGAAUCAAAGGGAAAAAGAGAAGAAGGACUUUGAGCAAAAAUUUGCAAAGGAACAGGGGGCCCUUAGAGAGCAGUUACAGGUCCAUAUUCAGACCAUUGGAAUUCUUGUCUCUGAAAAAUCUGACCUGCAGACAGCUCUGGGGCAUACCCAGCAGGCAGUAAGGAGAAAAGAAGGAGAAGCUGAAGAGCUUGCUACUAAAUUGCACACUUCAAGACUGCGGGUCAUGGAGCUAGAGCGAACACUUUCAGCUGCUGCUUCCCGUCAGAAGCGGGCUGAGAAGGAUAACAAAGAAUUAAGUCAAGAAAGAGAUUCCCUGAAGAUGGAAUUAUAUAAAAACAAUAAAAACAAUGAAGAUCUGAAGCAGUUGAACUCUGAACUAGAAGAAAAAUUGCGAAUAUGUGUUAAAGAGAAGGCCACCCUGCAGCUUGGGCUAGAUGAUGUGAAAAAACAAUUAGAAAUGUCUGAGUUACUACUUUUACAGUAUUCUUCACCAUCAGAAGUAGCCACAGAUAACCAGCAAUUCCAACAGGCCCUGGAAGUGCGAACUCACCUAGAGAAAGAAGUGGAACAGUUGAAGAUGUUGUUGAAGAAUCUACAGAUUGACAGAGACAAUUAUGCACAGAGACUCAACAAUGAAACGUCUUUUUGGCAAGGAAAAAUGCAACAGUUGUUAGAUCAGAUGACAACACUGAAAGAAGAAAAAGAGAAGAGUAUGAACAAGGUUGAAGAACUAGAAACUUAUGUGACAGAACUAAAGAGCCAGAUGGCUGUGCCUUCACCCCCUGAGCCCCCUCAAGGACCCUCAGAAAUGGAGCAGCGCUUGCAGACUGAAACUGAACAGUUACAGAAACAGCUAGAGGACCUGGCCGCACGCCUAGAAGAACAAGUUAAAAACAAUAAUGAACUCAAUCAGUUAAAUUUGGUGCAAGGAUAUAGACUUGCAGAAUUGGAGCGGGAAGCCGAGAUAUGGGGUGAUCAAGCUGAAACAAGAAAGAAAAUUCUCGAGACUAUGGAGAAUGACCGCACCACUAUUUCCAGAGCAAUGUUGCAAAACCAACAGCUUAAAGAGCAGUUAGCAGAGCUGCAAGAUGGAUUUAUUAAACUGACAAAUGACAAUGUGGAGAUUACCAAUGCUUUGCAGUCUGAGCAACAUGUCAAGAAGGAGCUAGCCAACAAGAUGGGAGUGCUGCAGCAAGAUAAGGAAGAGCUUAAAGAAAUGGUGAACAAGAAAACACAGGAAGCUGAGACCCUCCAAGAGCAACGAGACCAGUAUCUGAACCACCUCCAGCAAUAUGCUGCAGCCUUGCAACAGCACGUGGCUGCCUAUGAGCAGCUCGCUGCUGACAGAGAAACCCUGCAGAAGCAGCUACUGGUGCAAACUCAACUCAUGGACCAGUUGCAACACCACAGCAGUGAAGCAAAGACAGAGGCUGAAAAGGCCCAAGAAGAAUUACAGAAGACUCAGGACCUGCUUGGUAUCGCACAUCAGCAAAACGAGCAGCUUCAGGCCAAGCUGAGUCUUGUGACAAUGCCUGGAGUAGAAACUGACAGUGAGGAGGAAGAGGAGUUAAAGGAAGAAGGGGAUGAGGCACCCCAGGCAAAGUUGACCAUGCCGGAGGACCUAGAUAGCCGAGAGGCCAUGGUGGCAUUUUUUAACUCAGCCUUAGCCAAUGCUGAGAAGGAACAAGCACGACUGCGUCGGGCGCUGAGAAAGCAGACUCGCCGCUGCCUGCGCAUGGCUCAUCUUGGGACCUCAACUCAGACACAAAGAGAAAAAGAUGAGGUCUCUACCACUGGGGCAGAGGGAAACACUAUAACCAGAGAAGCCUAUCAGACCCUCCAGAGGGCCAUGGACAAACUUCAGGUGCGUUUUACUGACCUCAUGAAUGAGAGAGUAGAACUUAAAGAUCGAAUGGAAGAGCUGGAACAUCGCUGCAUUCAGUUAUCAGGGGAAACCGACACUAUUGGCGAAUAUAUCACCCUGUAUCAGAAUCAGAGAGCUGUGCUAAAAGAAAGGCAUAAGGAAAAAGAAGCUUAUAUCCACCUCUUGGCCCAAGAGAAAGAAGAGAUGAAGAUUAAAAUGUUGGAGCUACAAGAACUAAUUUUAAGACUAGUCGCUGACAACAAAGAAAAAUACAGUAUGGCUCUGGCAGCUGCCCAGAAUUGUUCAGGGGAGCCUGCACCAGCAGCCCAGAACCAAGAACUUAAUACUCCAGGACAUUCUGCUGCGAGCCUUGUAAGUAACACGGGAUCUACUGUGACACAUAUGGAGAAUACCACCGAAACGCAAAUAAUGCAACUUCUACGGGAGAUUCAGAAGGACCCAAAGGAGUGCCCAGGCCUGGGCAGCAACCCAUGCAUGCCUUUCUUCUAUAAGGCUGAUGAGAACGACCAGGUGAAGAUCCUGGUGAUCUAAUUAUCUGACACGAGCAAGAAAACCCUAGAGAUAUGGAACUAGGGGCUCUCCCCUCACCCAUUCUUUGCCACCCUUUCCUACCUCCUAAAGUCUGCCACCCUGACCCUGCCAGCCCUCCCCAAUAACCUUUUCAAUCUCUACACUAGCAAAAUGAAACUUCCAGCUCAACGGUUCCUGACUUGAAGUAGGAAAAAGCCAAAAUAGCAAACUUCCUUUUGCCCACGUUGCUAAUCUCUCUGCUAUUUAAGAAAGGUCAAACAAGUGGAGAGUAAUUUAGGAGAAUGGCACAAAAUUGUUUAAAAAGGUACAGAAACACAAGAGGUGCAAAGACUGUUUAAGAGAGAAAAUGAAAUAAAUGUUCUAGAGCAAAGGGAAUGUACUCCUUAAAACAUAAAUAAAAUUAAUAAAAAAGAAAAAGCUGGGAAGCAGUGAAAGACUUAAGCCUGUAGCUUAAAAAGAUUUUUAAAGAUAUAUAGUGAGCUAUUUGGAAAAAAAUAAAAUUGAAGAAUGAACAGAGAAUGUCAUAAUGAAAAGAACAGGAAAAGAACUUUUAAGAAAUAAAGCCUGGGAGUCGGGCAGUAACAUAGUGGGUAAAGUGCAGGUGGCGCAAAGCGCAGGGACCGGCGUAAGGAUCCCGUUUCGAGCCCCCGGCUCCCCACCUGCAGGGGAGUCUCUUCACGGUGAAGCAGGUCUGCAGGUGUCUAUCUUUCUCUCCCCCUCUCCGUCUUCCCCUCCUCUCUCCAUUUCACUCUGUCCUAUCCAACAACGACAACAAUAAUAACUACAACAAUAAAAGAAGGGCAACAAAAAAGGGAAUAAAUAUUUUUUAAAAAAUAAAGCCCUACUUAAAAAAAAAAACAACCUCAGGGGGGCCAAGUGAUGGUGCACCUGCUUACUCACAAGGACCCAGGCUCAAGCCCCUGUUGCCCACCUGCGGGGGGAAAAGCUUCACAAGUGGUGAAGCAGGGCUGCAGGUAUCUAUCUCUUCCCCUUUUUAUCUCCCCCUCUCAAUUUCUUUCUGUGUCUAGCCAAUAAUAAAUAGAAAAGAAAAAGAAAAGAGCCUGAGGCUUGAGUAUAUUUAGAAAAUAAAGUAGAAAAUUAAAAAAUGUAAAAAUUAAAAGUUUAAAAACCUAUAAAAUUUUUUAAAAUUACAGAAAUGCACAGAUACACUAAUUUUUUUAAAUUUUCUUUAAAAAAAAUUAAAUGUUAAGAUACAAAAAGUACAAAAGAACCAAAUGCAGAAUACUUGCUCUGAAGAUGAAGAAAGCAAGCAUGAAGACUAACUAGACUUCAUUAACAUUAAAAAGCAAACAACACUACAGGAAAACAGAAAGCCAGAGGCAUGAUAAAAAGGAACUUAUUCAAAGGGUAGUUUUCACUCUUUGGGGACUAUGAUAAAAAGAAAAAAAAUAAUCCAGAGGCUUAAGGAAGGCAUACUAUUUAAAGAAAUCACACACACAAAUCAAGUGACAGAUUACUGACCACCUUUGAUGAACCUGCCUCUUAAUCCAGAAAGAGGAGCCAAAGGCUCAGUAAAAACAAGUGAUUGGUUGGGUAGUACCUUAAAAGGUCCCCCAUAAGACUACUAACUAAUCCUUCAUUUUAAAAAUCUUAAAUUUUUCAAGGCACUUUGGGGCACUUGUGCCCCCACACCCUCACUGUAGCCAAUCCAUUGGACAAUAUUUUGUUCAUGGGAACAGUGGGGGAUUAGCAUAGUGGGCAAAGCUAUAAACUGAUGGCAUAACCUGGUGGCAAAAACUGGUGAGGGAUGCUCAAGGGAUGGCUGAGGGUCAAACUCUUCUUAUCUAUGGCCGGAUCUGGACUAGGGCACAGCCCCCAUAUUGUAGUAUAAACUGAACUGGCAAAGAGCUGAUGCUAUUAAUUUUAUUCUGAAGUGGGAAAAUAUUUAUUGCUAACAAAGGAAGGACGUGAAAUGGUUGAAUUUCUAUUUUUGUCCAUCCUCAAAUAAAUGGAGUUAUCCAUU